Funneliformis caledonium is the source of this 350-nucleotide messenger RNA. The record is from the annotation of a GenBank genome assembly. Lineage: Eukaryota; Fungi; Glomeromycota; Glomeromycetes; Glomerales; Glomeraceae.
GAUUAAAAGGUCAACAGGUGAUAAUUUUUGGGGGGAAAAACGAAACGGUUUCCGGUUUUAGUCAAGAAGAUUCAAUUUAUAAUUUGGAACUCAAUAAUUUCAAAUGGAGUAUUCCAAAAGUUUCCGGAAAACCUCCGAGAUCUCGACAUUUUCAUACUGCAAAUCGAAUUGGAAGUUACAUGGUGAUAGCAUUCGGGAAAGGUUAUGAUCAAAAUACUAUGGAGAAUGAUGUAUUGUUGCUAGAAAUUAGUGAUACAGGGUAUAGUUGGACAACAGAGUUUAAUCCAUUUUCUGAGCCACAAUCUUAUAGCAUAUUUAUUAUUGGUGGCAUUGUUAUUAUCUUAUUGACG